ACAUCCUUCCCGUGAGGAUGUUGCCCUGGAAACUAGUGAACAACUUCCUGUGCUUUGCUGGAAGAUGGCGGAGGAGAAAGCUCGGACGGACCUUCAGCUCCCAUUGGCCACCGAGACCAAGAAACCCCAUCCCAAAAAAGUGCCAGAGCUGCCCAUUCUGGAGAGGAGGAACUGGCUCAUCCACCUGCACUACAUACGCAAGGACUAUGACACCUGCAAGGCGAUUAUCCGAGAGCAGCUGCAGGAGACGCAGGGGAUGUGUGAAUAUGCCAUUUAUGUGCAAGCUUUAAUACUCCGUUUGGAGGGGAAGAUCCAGCAGUCCCUGGAGCUUUUUCAGAGCUGUGCUAUCCUGAAUCCCACCAGCUCUGACAACCUGAAGCAAGUGGCCAGAUCCCUCUUUCUGCUUGGCAAACACAAGGCUGCCAUUGAGGUUUACAAUGAAGCUGCGAGACUCAAUCAGAAAGACUGGGAGAUUAACCACAAUCUGGGUGUGUGUUAUAUCUACAUCAAAGACUUCAAAAGUGCUGAGGAGCAGUUAAAUCUUGCCCUGCAGUUGAACAAACAUGACUUGACAUACAUGAUGCUGGGAAAGAUUCACUUGCUGGAGGGGAACACGGAAAAGGCCAUCGAAGUGUACAAGAGGGCUGUCGAGUUUUCCCCUGAGAACACCGAUCUGCUGACCACACUGGGUCUCCUGUACCUGCAGCUUGGAACAUAUCAAAAGGCAUUUGAGCAUCUGGGAAAUGCUCUAACUUAUGACCCCAACAACUACAAGGCGAUCCUGGCGGCAGGCAGCAUGAUGCAGACGCACGGUGAUUAUGACGUGGCCAUGAACAAGUACCGCGUGGCAGCCAGCACCGUGCCCGAGAGCCCUCCGCUCUGGAACAACAUCGGCAUGUGCUUCUUCGGGAAGAAGAAAUACGUAGCAGCCAUCAGCUGUCUGAAGAGAGCCAAUUACCUGGCUCCGUUUGACUGGAAGAUCCUGUACAACCUGGGGCUGGUGCACCUCACCAUGCAGCAGUACGCCUCGGCCUUCCACUUCCUCAGCGCCGCCAUCAACCUGCAGCCCAAGAUGGGCGAGCUCUACAUGCUGCUGGCCGUUGCCCUGACUAAUCUGGAUGACGUGGAGAAUGCCAGGAGGUCGUACGAACAGGCCGUCUCUCUAGACCAAUCCAACCCGCUUGUGAAUCUGAACUUUGCCAUCCUCCUGUACAACCAGGGGGAUAAGAAGGGGGCCUUGCAGCAGUACCAGGAGAUGGAGCAGAAGGUCAAUAUGCUGAAGGAGAGUGGGAGCAGUAUGGAGUUUGACCCUGAGCUGAUAGAAAUGGCCCAGAAGAUGGCGGCCGCUUUGCAGGUGGGAGAGACCCUGGUGUGGACCAAACCAGCCAAGGACUCCAAGUCCAAACAGCACCCGGCUGCCCCCAGCAAGGCUGCCGGCUCCCAGCAGCCCCUGGGCAGCAACCAGGCCCUCGGCCAGGCCAUGUCCUCUGCGGCCGGCUACAGCAAGAGCAUCCAGCUGUCCACAGGCUCCACCCCCCUGGGCCAGCCGAAGCCGCCCUCUCUGCCCCUGGAGCCAGAGCCAGAUGUGGAGAGCGCCCCGUCCCCGCCCACUGAGCCCCCAGGCCCCCCUGAGACAGAAGAGCCCCCGAAGCCCAAAGAGAAGAGAAGGAGCAAGCCCAAGCCAGUGGCUGAGUAGCACGGGGGGUGGGGGGGGGGGGUGGGGGAGUUCCCAGCGAGUCACACUGCCCAGGCCCUCUAAGGCCGUCUCUGGAUAGGUGUGAAGGCAUUCGCCACUACACUUUAUUUUUAAAAAGUAAAAAUUGAAUAAGCGAACACUUCAUUUAGUCCAGCACAUUUGAUAACUGGAUUUCCCAGGGGCAGUGACAGGUCUUAACCCCUGGUAAUCACCCCCCCACCCCCUCCAUUGAGGAACAAGGGAACGCAUUUCCCCAGUCUCCUUUAUAAGGUGUCUCAGCGUCCUGCAGGCCCAUGAGUUUUAUAAGUGACCGCACAGUGUCAUGGUACAUUUUGUGCUGUAGUGGGUGUCGCGUACCUGACCCUGCAUUCUUUCUUGCCCGUCGCUUGUAUGUGAAUGACUGCAGUAUUACGCUUUGCAUUGUGUAAAAGUGAGCAGCUUCUGUAAAUUUAGUCAUUAAGACUUCCACCUCGCACUGCCCAGAGGCAGGCUGUAGGUACACCCCAUAGGAACACAGGGUUUACGAGAAGCACAAGCUCAUUUUGCAUUGCGCUGUUUCCAGUGACAGCACUCCUUUAUUUACCUCUGUGUGAAUUUAGAGAACGUGAGCUGAAGCAAAAGAAGCUAGAAUGUGUUCUCUCAUGCUUCAGAAGCAUGAGGUUACCAGGUAAGUAAGCAGUAAUGUCUGUAGAGAUGCGUUGAAACAGACGCUCUAGCACAGCAGAAAUGAAAGUACUUAAUUAUUUUAGGUUUUACAUCUGUGUAUGCAGAUACAUUUGCUAGCAUACUAUGGAGUAAUUUGUUAGAAAACAUGAGUCUGUUUUGUAUCAGUUCAUUAAUUUCUCUGAUGAGUGUUGUGUAGUUGUAUAGUGCACUUUAACCCAUUUAAAUAAUGUGGCAUGGAUCAGAAGCCAAAGAUAAGCAAUGCUUUAUGAGGGCACUGAGAUGACUGCCAUGGGUGCAGUUGAUUGUGUUUUCAAAUUUCAGUCACCCAAAUCUUUGAACUCAAGCAAUUUAUAGUGCUUGUAUAUAAAAACUUUAAAAUUGGAAACUUAGUGUUUUCCUAAUAAAUAAAUAAAAAGUUUGGACCCAAGGCUUUUUUUUUUUUUGCUAUGAUAAACAAGUGUAAUUGAAAUGCUUGAACUCCCCAUUGAAUAUGAAUAGUGUAUCUGGGAAUUUUGCCCUAGUUUUAAGUGGAUCCUACAGUUUCUAACCAUUUUGAACAUCUUCAGUUAUAUGCUGCGUGACAGGGUAAGGAGAGUAGUUUGUGUUGAAGGCGUGUUUGUUAGCGUGUGCUAGGAUGUCAGUGGGUACACUUGGGGGUUCAGGUCAAAAUGUUUUUUAUUGAUUUACCCUGGGUCUCGUAAACAAGGAAUGUAUUUAAAAGAGAAAAACUUUAACAGGAAACAUUUAUAUCUUUGUUUAUUGAAAUAGUUUAUUUAUAUAUAAAAAAAACGCAAAAAAAGAAAUAAACCAGUUUGAAGUAGUACAAUUUGAAGGCUCUAAAGUUAAUGCUAAUCAAGUGUCUAACAUUGAAUGCUUAAUGAAUAGGGCUUUCCUGACUGCAUAUUGUAUCACGUUGUGCAAAGACUUCUUUCAUUUUGUAUCCUGUUAUCCUGAAUUUAAAAUGUGUACAUUCAAAAUAAAAUAAUUUGAUGAGAAA
Messenger RNA from Anguilla anguilla (European eel), 3359 nucleotides. RefSeq names its product Bardet-Biedl syndrome 4 (gene bbs4). Gene Ontology annotation, molecular function: protein binding. Gene Ontology annotation, cellular component: ciliary basal body. Lineage: Eukaryota; Metazoa; Chordata; Actinopteri; Anguilliformes; Anguillidae. Gene Ontology annotation, biological process: protein localization to cilium; cilium assembly. The record is from RefSeq and is a predicted model, not a curated record. The transcript has 16 exons. The coding region runs from base 65 to 1696 and encodes 543 amino acids.